Molecule: messenger RNA, 2070 nt
Organism: Chanos chanos (milkfish)
Lineage: Eukaryota; Metazoa; Chordata; Actinopteri; Gonorynchiformes; Chanidae
Product: guanylate-binding protein 1-like
Exons: 12
Coding region: 1-2070 (689 amino acids)
Molecular function (GO): GTP binding; GTPase activity
Source: RefSeq, a predicted model, not a curated record
AUGGCUACAGUGAAGAUGCAAAAGCCCAUCUGUUUGAUUGACAAUGAUGAAAGUGGGUGCAUGUGUGUCAGGAGAGAGGCACUGGAGAUUCUGGAGGAGAUCACACAGCCUGUGGUGGUGGUGGCCAUAGUGGGGCUCUACCGCAUUGGAAAAUCCUUCCUCAUGAACAGACUGGCUGUAAAAAAUGAUGGUUUUGCUCUUGGAGCCACCAUAGAAUCUAAGACCAAUGGCAUCUGGAUGUGGUGUUUACCUCAUCCCACUAAAGAAGGACACACUCUAGCGCUGCUGGAUAGUGAGGGGCUGGGAGAUGUGGAGAAGGGGGACACAAAGCAUGACACCUGGAUCUUCUGCCUGGCUGUUUUACUCAGUAGUACUCUGGUCUACAAUAGUAUGGGAACAAUCAACAAUGAUGCCCUGGAGAAAUUGCACUAUGUGACCAAACUUAUUGAGGAUGUAAAGGUGAAGUCAGGCUCAAAAGAUGAUGACCAGUCAACAGAAUUUAUAUCAUUCUUCCCAUCGUUAGUUUGGACAGUUCGAGACUUUACUUUGAAACUCGAGCUGGACGGUCAACCCAUCACUGCAGACCAGUACUUGGACAAUGUUCUGAAGCUCAAACCAGGGUCUUCCAAGGAGACUGAGCAGUACAACCUGCCCCGGUACUGCCUGCGUAACCUCUUUUCUCCUUGCAAGUGCUUUGUGUUUGAUUGUCCAGCAAGUGGGGAGAAAAUGAAACAGAUGGAGCAGCUAACAGACACAGACCUUGACCCUAAAUUUGUGAUCCAGGUGGAGGAUUUCUGCAACUACAUCUUCACUAAUGCUCAAGCCAAGAUCAUGAGAGAAGGCCUUGGAAUGACUGGCAGAAUGUUAGGGAGCCUGGCAGAGACAUAUGUUGAGGCAAUCAGCAGUGAGCAGGUGCCCUGUCUGGACAACGCUGUUGAGUCACUGUCACAAAUUCAGAACAAACGUGCAGCAACUGAAGCCCUGGAUUUUUAUGAGCGUGAGAUGAAACAAAAAGUGCAGCUUCCCACAGAAACACAGGAGCAUCUGUCUGAAAUCCAUACAGAUAUACAAAGAGAGGCGGUUGAAAUCUUCAUCAAUUGCUCUUUCAGUGACUUCAAACAGAUUCAUCAGCUUGAGCUAAUGAGGAGAAUGCAGAGUGUCUAUGAGGAGUACUGUAGAGAUAAUGUGGAGACAUCUCGCGAAAUGAGCAAAGCUGCCAUAUCUCGUGUGUUUUCCUCACUGCAGACAGAACUGAAGAACAGGUACUGCAUGCAGCCUGGGGGCUACACAGACUACCGCAGUGCCCUGGAGAGAGCGACUGAGCAGUACAGAUCAGAGAAAGGCCAUGGACUCAUGAGUGAGGAGGUGCUCAGUGAGUACCUGAGUGAGAAGGAGGAGAUCGGACACAUCAUUCUGGCAGCAGACAAGUCUCUCACAGAAUCUCAGCAGGAGACUGAAAGGUUGAAAACUGUGACGGAUGAGCAGCAGCGAAGGGCUGAGGAAGAGCAGAGUAGGAUCAAGAAACAGCAGCUCAAGGAUCAGCAGAGAACCUAUCAUGAGAAUGCUGAACAACUGCUGAAGAAGUUGGAGAAAGAACAAGGGAUCACUAAGCAAGAGCUUGAACGUGUGCUGAAUGUCAAAAUGAAGGAACAGAGAGAGCUGCUGGAGGAGGGCUUUGAAAACAGAGCUAAGAAAAUGCAGAGAGAAAUUGAUGGCCUGAAAGAGAACAAGAGUGAAGUUACAGCGGCUUGGCCAUCUCUUAGGAGUAUGCUGGAAGCCUUGGAGGAAGUUGCCAAGAAUUUUUUACCUGGCAUUGGAAGAUUGGCUUUGGCUGUCCUCAUUGCUCUUGUGAUUCUGGACCCUAACACUGCUCACCCAGAACUCAUCCUGUCUGAAGAACUGACCAGAGUGAGAUUCUGUGAGGAGACAAAACAACAGAUUCCUAAUGAUCUGGAGAGAUUUGACAAUCAUCCAUGUGUCGUGGCGUCUGAGGGUUUUGAGUCAGGAACACACUCCUGGGACCCUGACAUCGGCAAGAGCAAACACUGGGAACAGGAGAAGCACACCUGA